AUUUAUGCCACAGCAGAGACUAGGAAUGAGACGCAAAAAUUAAUUAUUUUACGCUUUUUAAAAUACCAGAGAAUACGGGACGCGUAAAUGUCCCGACAACAAUCUGAGGACUUGGGAUAUGGACCUUGAAAUAAGAGACUGUCCCGUAUAAAGCCUAGUACUUCGCACUUUUUUGACAUUGCUUCGACAAUUUGACGUUUGAUUCAGGCAUAAAACGUCAAUUUGUCGAAGCAAUGUCAAAAAAGUGCGAAUUUCGCAGUUAUGAGUACUAGGCUUAAUACGGAACGUAUGACAGGCUUAGCUAUCCGCUUUCAGUAACUUUGCCUUGUUAUCCAUCGUAUACCUACACCACCUUGACCUACACCCAAGGUUUCUAAAGUUGAUAGGUGGCGUAAUGGCAGGUAAUGGUAGAUUUGCAUUAUGAUGAGCCGCCCCAGAGGACCUCAUACAGUUAUCAGGCAAUCUACGUACCUCUCUCAAACAACCUUGAAAUUAUACCUAAACAUUCUAGAAUGCUUCAGAGCGUUCAAAAACCUAUUUACAUUUUCCAAAAGCAUUUUUGAACAAUUCAGAAGCUUGAAACCCAUUUUAGGACGCUCUAAAACACUCAAUAACCACUCUAGAAUUUCCAGAAACAUUUUGAAAAGCGCCAGAUUCUUAGUAUUCAGGUUAAAAGUUACAUACGCCAUACGCCUAAGGGAUCGAGUUCAAGAGCGAAAUUGAAUUGCUGUACUUUAAACCUUCAAUAAGGAUCCAAAACAGUUCAAAUCGAAAUCAGAGUUUUCAGGAACAUUUUGGAACAACUGCAAAAACUUCAAAGUUACCUUCUUCUUCUUCGUCAGCUCGUGUCUAUCCAUUGUCGGAUAUGGGCUUCUUCCAAGUUUUUCCAUGUCCCGCGAUCUCUCGCUAAUCUCAUCCAUUGUCCCCCUGCCACCGUUUUGACAUCGUCUAUCCAUCUUUUUUAGGUCGUCCCACAUUUCUUGUUGUUCCUCUUGGUCUCCAGAGUGUCGUUUUCUGGGUCCAUUCAUCUGGGUCUUGUCUCGUCACAUGUCCGAUCCAUUGCCACUUCUGGCUUGCUACCCUUUUCACAACAUCCGUGUCAUCCGUCACUUUGGUUCUAUCACGUACUUGCUCAUUUCGUACUCUAUCUCUUAAGGUGAUUCUCUCUAUGGCUCUCUAUGCGACUCUCAGUUGCUCACCUGCUGUUCGGGUUAUUGCCGUAGUUUCUAAGCCGUAGGUAUAGCCUCUUGAUAAUUUGCAAAAGUUUCAAAAAUUUCUUCUAAAUUGAAGAAAAAAUAAGAAAUUCACAUUGUCUAAUGCAUGAUUCUGUUUUUUGUACUCCAAAUAUUCCAUUAUUAUUUUAUUUAAGCAAUAAACUCAUAUCUAUAUGUUAUUUUGGUUACCUGUAAAUAGAACUAGUAACCUUUAUGCCGCAGAUAACAAAAUUAGAGAUAAGCCCAUGACCUGAACGCACCUGGAUACAAAAGUCGCGACACUAUUCAAUUUUUACCCACAUAAGGUUGUUUUGUGAUGAGUGCGGUCGUCUGAUAGUUUAAUUUUUAUUUACCUCUUUAUUCAGUUUAUAAGUUGUUACAGUUUUUGGAGUUAAUGGAAUUAUUAAGAAUAUUGAAAAAUGGACGCGCUUAGUGACAACGAAGAUUAUCAUCUACGGAUCAACAACAAACAUAAGGGCUUAUUUUCCAUUACAGGCCUGCUACAAAAGAAAAAGAAUGGUGAAACUACAACAACCAAUGAAACUCUGGAAAGUCCAGUAACAGCUGCAAAAACCCUAAGAAGGAAACGCAUGGACCGAACUUCCUCUAACAACAAUGGUAUUCUCUCUUCAACAGUUACAGAUUUUGCCCUGCACAAUAACAACAAUAAUAUUAAAAAUGAAAGACUUAGUCCUAGUACUCCAGAUACCUCAUCAAGAUCUCGUAGCGUUACUCCUAGUUCAGCUUCCCAUUCAGACACUCCUUCAUCGAAUGAAAAUCCACUCUUGGGACCUAUUACAGGAAGAAAUUAUAGCGAUUUUAUGCGCAGUUUAGCUGCUAAGUACAAUCAUGCAAAUCCAAACGAUUAUUUUAGUGCCGCACGGAACGGUUUCCCACCUCCUCUGGAUCCCAGAUUCAAACCGUCCACAACAUCAUCGGUGGCAUUUCCCCAAUCGCUGUUGCCAAAUCCAGCAGUAGCUCCCACACCGAAAGACUCAGAGGCGGCAACGAAAAAACCCGAUUUCGCGUCAGUUCUGAGUCCUUUUGCCGGAGCGGCCGCUGCAAUGUUUCCGCCUCUGAUCGACAUGUCAACGACGCAAGCUCUCUUGGCCAUGGUACGAACCGCCAAAGAAGCUGAGCUACAAGGGUUGAUAAAGAACGUGAAACGACAAGACACUUCUUCGCCGUUGGACUUAUCGUCAGCAGCGCCGCCUACGAAAAGGGCGCGCAUUAAAACUCCUUCAAUCGGUAGUCCUCGUAACGCAAGUACGGGAACUCCGCCGAGUUUGGCGAGAAGGCCCGAAAGCGAGAGUCCAAAGUUGCACGAAGACGUUAGUGGCUGGUCCGUUGAUGAUGUGGCGAAUUUUGUUAGUGGGAUAGAUAUUUGUGCCGAAUAUGCGCAGAAUUUUCGAGACCAAAAAAUCGACGGCAGCGGCCUACCACUGCUUACGGAAGAUCACCUGACGAACACCAUAGGGAUGAAACUGGGUCCGGCUUUGAAAUUACGUUCGAUUUUGGGAAAAAAAUUGGGCAGUUGCAACGUGUGCCUGCACUGCACUCAUUGUCACAAUAAUAAUCCAGAAAAUCCAGUGAAUAUGGGCAGUAACACUUCGGAUUCGGGAGGAAAUUCCUAAACUUGUUUGUUUGUGAAUAUUUUUUUUUGUAAAUACUUUUGUGUAUAUUCUGUAUUUCAGACUCAAUUACAAUCAAAUAUAAAUAAUUAAUUCAAAAAAAAAAAAAAGGAAAAACGUCCAUGUGUGUUGAGCUCUCAUAUUUUUAAUGUGUUUAAUAAUUUUAGUGGAUUAUUAAUUUUAUUUAUGAAGUACAUACUUAAUACAAAGUUUGCUCAAAAUGUGUCUUAAAUAAAUACAGGGUGGGAAUAAUAACAAACUUAAUUUGAAAUUAAAGUUUUUAUUUGGGGUCGUUGUUGUUAGACCACCCUGUUUGAUGUAUAAUACUUUAUCUAGUGACCUAAGUAUAAAAACGACAAUAAAAUGCAAUAUAAUUUAAUUUAAUUUUUAUAUAAAUUAUUUGAUAUUCAUAAAUGAUAAAAAUAUAAAAU
Molecule: messenger RNA, 3276 nt
Organism: Ceutorhynchus assimilis (cabbage seed weevil)
Lineage: Eukaryota; Metazoa; Arthropoda; Insecta; Coleoptera; Curculionidae
Source: the annotation of a GenBank genome assembly